This is a messenger RNA of Corythoichthys intestinalis (scribbled pipefish), 12533 nucleotides long. RefSeq names its product CAP-Gly domain-containing linker protein 1-like. Bases 736 to 6723 code for a protein of 1995 amino acids. The transcript has 25 exons. NCBI's taxonomy places the organism in Eukaryota, Metazoa, Chordata, Actinopteri, Syngnathiformes, Syngnathidae. The record is from RefSeq and is a predicted model, not a curated record. Gene Ontology annotation, biological process: positive regulation of microtubule polymerization; cytoplasmic microtubule organization. Gene Ontology annotation, molecular function: microtubule plus-end binding. Gene Ontology annotation, cellular component: cell cortex; microtubule plus-end; nucleus.
GAGACAUCUAGCCUUACACACGUUAUCUAUUCUUUACUCUAGAGAUAUCACUUCUAUGAGGCUAGAUGUAUGUGCGCGGAGUUGGUAACGCAACUAACGGGUGGUCAUCUUACGCCGGUGUUGUUCUCUGGCGGGCUCUGCAAAUUGCAGCGGACAAAAGUACGUCGGUUUACAUCAAACUGUCGACGUGGGCAUGAUUUAGGCUUGAUUUUUGAGGAAAAGUAGUAUUCCGAGAGGGGAAUCGCUGACGUGUAUGACGAACCGAGUCGACAAUUGAGCCAUAUCGAGUUACUUUUCUUCAAUGGCACCGACGCAAAAUGGCCGACGAGUGUAGACGCCCGUUCCCCUCCGCUCACAGCACGCACCAGUAAUCUAGCCUUGUCUAUGCACUCCUACGGCAAUGCCACAUAGACAAAACUCCAAUUCGUCGCAAAGCUGGAUAUCCGCCGCCGGUAGCUGACAGCAAGGCAGCAGGAGCUAGAAAACUCCUCUCUUGGAAGACCCGGGCUCCUUCUGCGGCAUUCUUGUACAGGUGCUCUUCCUGGGAAGCCUACGUAUUGUUUUUUUUUUUUUUUUUUUUUUCUUCCCUACUCCCCUUUCCUGUUAGUACCCCCCCCCCUUUUUUUUUUUUUCUUUUUUAAAUCAUCAGCCCAAAGCCUUCACCUUGUGGCUUACAUGGUCAGCAUUGGGAGAGCGCCCCUCGACAGACACUGACCUCACAUCAUCAGAGGAAGCAUGAGCUCGGCCAAGACCGGCGGGCUCAAAGGACCCAGUAAAAUAGCCAGGGCACCGGGAACCGCCGCACCCAAGACCAGCGCCGGCACAGGAAGUAAAGCAACUGCGACAGACAAAUCGGCUGCUGGCGUGGAACCCGACCACGAUGCCGGCGACGGCUUCCAGAUGGGCGAACGCGUCUGGGUGAACGGGACCAAACCGGGCUUCGUCCACUUUUUGGGAGAAACCCAGUUCGCCCCUGGACAGUGGGCGGGCAUCGUUCUGGACGAGCCCAUCGGGAAAAACGACGGCUCGGUGGCCGGCGUGCGCUACUUCCAGUGUGAGGCCAUGCGAGGGAUUUUUACCCGACCGUCUAAGCUGUCGCGCGGCGAGGGCGACACGACGGCGCCGCCCUCCCGCGCCGCCUCCCCGUCGGUCGCGCCCGCCGGCGAGCCCCCGCCGGCCAAAAAGACUUCGGCUUCCGAGUCGCCGGCAACGCCGGUCACCCGCUCUUCCGAUUUGGCGCGCUCCAACAGCAGAUCCGUUUCCAACCUGUCGGAGAGCGGCUCGCUCAAGAAAGGAGAACGCGAGCUGAAGAUCGGGGACCGCGUCUUGGUGAGCGGAACCAAGGCAGGAGUGGUUCGCUUUAUUGGAGACACGGAUUUUGCCAAAGGCGAGUGGUGCGGCGUGGAACUGGACGAACCUUUGGGGAAGAAUGACGGCGCCGUGGCUGGCACCAGGUACUUCCAGUGCCAGGUCGGGUACGGCUUGUUCACGCCGGCGCACAAGGUCACCCGUAUCGGCUUCCCGUGCACCACCCCGGCAAAAGCCAAGGUAGCGACUCGCAAGGCGGCCACGCCGGGCGGCCUGAAGCGCAGCCCCAGCGCCUCCUCCAUCAGUACCAUGAGCUCCGUGGCCUCCUCUGUCGCCGCCAAGCCGAGCCGCACGGGCCUGCUGACGGAGACAUCGUCACGGUACAACCGCAAGAUCUCGGGCACCACCGCCUUACAGGAGGCUCUGAAGGAGAAGCAGCAGCACAUCGAGCAGCUCAUGGUGGAGAGGGAUAUGGAGAAGGCCGAGGUGGCCAAAGCCACGAGCCACGCCGGAGAGAUGGAGCAGGAAAUCACUCUGCUCAGAGAUGAUCAGGAACAGAUGGAGGCCAAGAUGGAUCAAUUACGUGCUUUGGUGGAGGCGGCCGAUAAAGACAAAGUGGAGCUGCUCAAUCAACUGGAGGAGGAGCGAAGGAAAGUCGAGGACCUUCAGUUCCGUGUCGAAGAAGCGUGCAUCACCAAAGGGGACCUGGAGACGCAGACCAGGUUGGAGCAUGUCCGCAUUCAGGAGCUUGAACAGAACCUGCACUUUGAAAAGACCAAAGCUGAGAAGCUCCAAAGAGACUUAGAAGACACUAGGGUCGCCACCGUGUCGGAACGAUCCCGUAUCAUGGAGCUGGAGCGGGACCUCUCGCUUCGCACCCGGGAGGCGGCCGACUUGCAGCUCCGUCUCCGAUCCUCGGACGACCCCGACGGCGUCUCUCCGCUCCUGGAGGAGAUGGCCGCUCUGAGGGACCGACUGGCUUCGCUGGAAACGGAGCGGCGAGAGGAGGUGGCCGAGCUUCGGGAGAAGAUGGAGUCCCGGGAGAAGGCGUGCGCCCAGCUCCGGGCCUCCGAGGUCAGGCUGUCCGGCGACAACGAGCAGCUGCGCAUGCGCCUGUGCCGGGCGGACGAGGACAAGGCGGAAAUCCUGGAGAGGAUCAAGAGAGAGUACGAGACUGCGGCGGAAGAAGCCGCCGUCGCGCACGCUCGGGAGACGGCCGGCCUGAGAGAGCGGCUGGCCACCCUCGCGGAAGACAAGGAACGCCUGGACGACGCGCUGCGCUCGGGCGUGGACAAAGCGGAGAAUCGCCACCUGGUGGAGAUGGAGGACGUCCUGGGAAAGCUCCACGCCGCCGAGCUCAAGGCGAAGGAGCUGGAGGAGGAGGGAGCUCGACUGGCGCGCCAGGCCCGGGACGAUCGAGAAACCAAGGAGACGGUGGUGCGUAUUGUUCGCGCUUUGUGUUGUGACCCCAAGGUGCCGUUAGAAGAUCUACACGACCAAAUCAACGUACAGAGUACUGAAUUAGUUGGUGAACUGAGCUCACUGUUGGAGGGCAGGGAAAAUAAAAUCCUUUCACUCCAGCAAAGUUUAAGCAGUGCGGAGCAGAAAAACCAAACUAUGGAGCAGGACCUAGAAGACCUGAAGCAGAAGUUGUCUGCGAGUACACGGGAGCAGAUCAAAUCUGCAGAAGCUAUGCAAGGACUAGAGAGGAAGCUGGCAGCCACGGACGAGAAGCUGCGUCAGCUGGCUGAAGACAAGAACAAAUUGGAGAAAGACAUGGCUGACAUGGUGACGGCAUCCGGGGACAAUUCGCUGCGGCUCAACAAAAAUCUCCAAGACAAAGAAAGGAAGUUGGAGGAGUUGCAGAGUCAGUUGGCCGAGGAAAAGAAAAAGCUGGCCAACUCCAAUGAGCAACGUGAGCAGGAGCUGCGAGCGGCACGAGACGGCCACGACGCUCAAACCAAAACUCUCCAGGAGAAAAUAGCAACACUGGAAAAGGGUGCGACGGAAGCCGAGGAACUCAAGUCGUCUCUGGAGAACGCUCGCUCGCAGGCCUCCGAGCUUCACGGCCAGGAGGUCCGGGGGCUGAAGGACCUAGCGGACGACUUGAAGCGGGAGCUUUUGUCCUCCGAGGACAGAUGCCGAAACCUGGAGAAGCUGGUGUCUGAGCUACAGCCGUACAAGGAAAAACUGCAACAUCUUUCCGCUAAGCUGGACGCCUCCAAACAUGAUGCGGAAGGCUUGUCCACAAAACUGGAAGAGCAAAACGUACAUCUGGAACGCAAACGUAAGGAGAACGAAGAUCUUCGGACCGAGAAAUGCGAACUGCAGACGCGGCUUUCGGACGUGCAAAGUCAGCUUUCUGAGCUCUCCGUAAGGAACGAGGACCUGCUCAAAACUGUGGAGGAAGUGUCAAUAGGUAGGCAAGAAUUACUUGACGGCAACAAGCGUUCGGAGGGAGAAAAAUCAUCACUAAACGACCGGCUAGAAAUGCUGAAAAAUAGUCUUGGAGAGAUACAAGCUGAAAAUGGCAAACUUAAGAGCACCUGCAACAAACAACAGGCUGAUCUGGAUGAACUCCAGAAACAAAUGGAGGAGAAGGACAUCGCGCUGCACACAAACCAGCAGGAUGCUCAGCAAGCGGAAAGUAAAAACAAGCAGCUUCUGGAAGACCUGGAAGAGGUCCGUAAAGAGCGAAGCAGGCUGGAGGAGGACCUCGCCAAAAGCGGGUCUAAACUCGGGCACGAGAAGGAUCUGCUGGUCUCUGAGCGAGACGAGGCCAGAAAUGCCCAAAAGUCUCUGGACGCAAAGAAUGCGGAGCUGCUCGACCGGCUACGAUCCGUGAACUCGGAGAAAGAAGAUCUGAUGGCGGAAAACGCACGGCUGCGGAUUCUGACGGAAACCCUAAGCCGAGAGAAGGCCGCCGCGGCCUCCGAAAUGGGUGCCUUCGCAUCGGACAUACGCGGCCUGGAGGCGACGAAGGAGGAACUCCAAAAUCAGCUGAGCCUCACCAGGAAAGAGCUGGACGGCUCCUUCCGCGAAUGCGCCGACCUGAAAGCAUCUCGUCUCGGCCUGCUCCAGAUGCUGGAGGAGUCCAAGACCAGCAGCCAGGUGACAGAUUUUGAAAGACUUAACCUUCUGCAGGAAAAGAACGACUUGCUCGACCUCCAGAGGAAAGUCUGUCAAGAGAAAGACCAGCUAAUUAAAGACAAUGAAGACGCGAAGGAGAAGAUGAAAGAGUUGGCUCAGCAGUUGACUCUUUCCGGCGAAAAGCUAACCGACGUAUCCGCGUCUUUGGAGCGAGAAAGGCAGACGUUUGCCGCGCGGAAUUCCCAAACCUCCGAGAUGUUGCGCGCGCUGCGAAACGACAAAGCGAACCUCGAAGCGGAGAUCGAGCGGCAUAAAAGCGAUUUGGAGCGCCUCGCCGCGGAGAAGGAGGAGUCCCGAGUAAAGAUGGACAAGGUUUCGGAGGACGCGGGGACCCUCGCGCGGGAGCGAGAUGGACUAGCGAUUGAUCUUAGAGCCGCAAAAGACCAGUUGGAAGCCAUCUCCGGAAAUCACGGCGUCCUUAUUCAGGAGAAGUCUCGUCUAGAAGGAGUACUCGAGGCGACCGUCUGCCGAAAAGACGCGGCCGAAGCCGAGGUGGCGUCCUUGACCAAGGAAAAGGCCGAACUCCGGAGCCAACUAGAGAAACGUUCCUCUGAUAUAAAACUCCUGGAAAUAGCGGAAGACGACCUCGCCCGAAAACACGGCGAGCUGGAGACGUCCGCCGCCGAACUCGGUCGGCGAGUCGACGAUCUCACCGAACUCUUGGACUCGUCGCAAAGUGAGAAAAGGCGACUUCUCGAGGAGACUCGAGAAUUGAUUCAACAAACGACAUCGUUGUCAGAGUCCAAGAAAGAGCUAGAGGAGCGUUUCCAGGCGGAAUCGGAUAAAUGGUCGCAAGCUAGCCGGCGAUCGGAAGAGCUGAGAAACACUUUGUCUCAACUUCAGCGGGAUAAUGAGGACAUGUCCUCUCAACUUAGGAACGCAGAGGAGCUAAAGCGCUCAUUGAUGGCUGAAACGGAGCUAGUGAAAGCACACUUGAAGGAACAAGAAGGAGUUAACCGUCGCUUAACCCGCGACGAGCAAUUGCUUUUGUCCAAAAUUGAGCAGACGGACAAAGAAAUGUUGGCCUCGGAAACGGAGGAAGAGGAGCGGGACGAGAAACGGCGGCUAGCCGGCGAGCUACACAAGUCCCGGGAGGACGUCGGAGCCCUCCGGGCGGCGCUGGAGAAGCGACGCCGAGAAGCCCUCGCCGAAAUGGACCUGCUCCGCUCCGGACUUAAUCAGGCCAUCGCUAAGCAGCUUGAGGCCUCCGAGGCUUCGGACCCGACCGCCGAGGUUCUCCGCCAGCUCGCGAAGGAGAGAGACCGCUUGCUUCAGGAUAAGAUGGAAGCUCAACUUCUGCUGGAGGGCCUUCGUACUUCCAAACGUGAGAUGGAGACGCAGGUGGAAGCCUUGAAAAAGGACAAAUCAAAGGUUCAGCAAGAGCUGGCCGCAGCCAAAGAGCGACUCGGCGACGAAAGCCAGAAGACGGACGGUCUCUCGCGUCAAAUCGACGUGCUGAAAGAGGCCCUGUCGCUCGAGUCGCGUUCGCUUCAGAUGCUGCGAAAUGAGAAGGACGAGCUGACACGGGAUAUGAAGAAGAAUCACAAUGACCACAGUCAAAUGAUCAAGCUGAAGGACGAGAACUCGAAACUCCAAGCGCAGUUGAAGGAGUUGAAGCAAAGCGAGAGCGCCGGGAAGGGGAGGACGGACAAAGAAAAUGCAGAGCCGCUCCAUAAAAAUAGUGCCUUAGAGUCGGAGAAGGUUCUGCAGAUCCGAGCCCCGAAGGACGAGCUGGCUGUCACGCGCGAACAAAGUGCCUCAUCCCAGACGCUGCAGGCAGUCGUCCAUUCCUUGGAGCGGGACAAGGCUCAGCUCACGGAGCAAGUGGGAAAGCUGAAACAGGAGCUGGACGCCGCCUCCGGUGAUGCUGUUGCGGAUCGACAGAGGGACAAAGACACGAUAGCAGAGAUUGACUUUCUGAAUUCCGUCAUCAUCGAUUUACGGAAGAAUAACUUGGACCUGAAGGAGCAGUUGGAGAAAAUGGCCGCCGCCGCUCUCAACGGCAACGACGACAACAACCGGGAGGAAAAGGACGCCGGCAAAAAGAAAAAGAAGAAGAAGCGGCUUCCUCCCCGACUCUUCUGUGACAUUUGCGACCACUUUGACCUCCACGACACUGAGGAUUGCCCGACGCAGGCGCAGACGCCGGACUCGCCGCCGCACAGCGCUUACCACGGCAGCAAGGACGCCGAGCGACCGUAUUGCGAGAUCUGCGAGGUGUUCGGCCACCUCAGCCGAGACUGCGAAGACGAUCGCACUUUCUGAACGCGAGCGCCAUGUAGGCCUUUUCUAUUUUUCCCCUUUCUAAUUUAAAAGCGACUUGAGGGCUAAAUUGUUGCUUGCGCAGCUUGUCACACUGAUGGUUGAAAUGUGUGACGCACAAUGACUUUGAGCUUUAAGUGUCAUUGACACAGACAAACUGGAGCAGUGGACGUUCUUUACCUUUUGUGAAAAGUGUGCAUCAUAGAUAUAAAUAUAUAUAUACAUCCAAAAAUGAAGAAUGAAACACUGAUGUGACCAUUGAGGAUGAGCCAUAUUUCAUUUUUCUAUGCCUGGAAAUGUUUUUCUGUCCAACUUUAAAGGCGUGCAUGUGGGCAGAAGACUUUAAAAGCACUUGUUGGGCUCUUUCUAUACAAAUAAAAGUUAAGUUUUUAAAUAAAGGGUGUCUCAGCUCCGGAAUUGGCGGGCGUGAGUGGCGCCACCUCGGAAGCGUGCCGCCAUUUUUUCAGCUCCACGCUCAACUCCACUGUGGCCGUUUCCGCUCGGGUAGGCGUGUCUUCGUCGCGCUCCUCGCUGCCUUUGCCUUUGUGCGACCCUGUGACCCCCCCCCCAAAAAAAAAAAAAAAAAACAAGUCAGACUGGGCCGCUCUCCUUGAAGUCAAGAAGUAGACACACAAGUUCCUUUCUAAACCGCCACAUAGCCAAAAUUUGACUGACCUGCCCCACCUUUUAAUUUUCGUCUUAGUCAAUGGACGAUAGUACUUAGUAGUCUUCCUUUUAUUUUAGUCAUCUCAAAAUGUGUCUGUUUAGUUUUAGUGGACGUUUACUAAAAAUGUUUUUAUCUGUAAUAAUAAAUUUUACUCCAACAAUUUGAAAGGAAAAUUGACACAUUGUAGCGUCUACAAGGAUAACGCCAACUUGGUGAUCAUACACACUCAGCAGAAAAAGCGUACAUUAAUUAUACCCACCUGGAUGCCAUGAACUGUAUGUAAAAAUAUGUUGUCCAAGAGUUUGGAAGGCGGUGGCAUUAGCCUAAUGCGAACGUGAAUGCUAUGCUAACGCUACAAGUUAUAUUUAGUGUGUGAUGAUCACUCAGCAAAGACUUUUAGAGGCCAAAGAAACAUUGCAUAUUCUCUCUGGUCAAGAAACAAAUCUUGCCGUGUGCGCAAGUCUGCACAGAGACGGGAGAUGACACACUGAUGAGUUGGGAGGGGGUGGGGGGCGCAUAGGCUUGCCACACGUCCCUUGAAAAUACGGAAUCGUUCUGUAAUUGGGAAUUAAAAUUUGCGUUCCGUAUUGGAACAAUAUGCAGUUUAAUCCGUAUUUCACAAUUGUCCCAUGGGACGACCCGUGGCUCCGGCGGCAGGGAGGGGCAGGCGGUGCGCCCAGCCCAUGUACAUCUGGCACACACAAACACACACCUGCGCUCAUGAGUGAACACUGAACCAACAAUAAUGAACAAAAAGGGCAGGAGAUAUGAAAGGGCAACUGAAGACCUUUCCGGAUUUUGGUGUAAUUUUACAAAUAUAAACUUUGGACGAGUUCGUCAAAACAACCAUGACAUUAUCAACACGUAAUUGCAAGGACAAUUUGCGUUUUUUUAGGUUUUUUUUUACACCCCGUUAAUGGUCCCUUCGCAAACCCGGAAGUGUGACGUAGAUUCCCCGACGCAACAGAGAAGACUAUCCACAGCUAGCAUAGCAACAACAAUGAUGUCAGUGAUAUUUCCGCCAAAGGUAACCAUUCAGGAUCGCUCUUUCGUGAUGCUACCGAUGGCAAAGGCUCCCAGGAAAGAUGAACUACAGUUAAUCCCUACAUGUUUGAACCUGAGGUGUCAGAUGACGGCGAUUUACUUGACACAGCAGAUGGCGUCAUGACGCCAAUUGACAGCUCGACACUUCACGAACGGGAGAGUGAGUGGUAAGCCUAAGUCCAGCAUCGUGAUUUUUUUAUUAGAGAGAAUGCGAUUACAUGGUUGCAUAUUUUUCCAUGUUGUCCACAUAGCUAAAACUGGAUAUUAGGUAAUGGGACAGCUCCUACCGAUCUAAAUAUGGUAAAGCUAGCCCAAAUGUGGCUAAAUGAUAUGUUAUUGAUUUUCAAAAUAAAUGACAAAACGAUUUUAUUUUCCAGGUGUUGCUGUAAACCGUCAAGUAAUUACCCUUCCAAGAGUAUGCCUGUGUCGUCAGGAGAUCCCAGACGUGAGAGACAAACUUGAGGCUGAAGCACUGACAGGGGCAUGAAUUACUUUAAAAAACAUAAAACCAUAAAUUGUAAACAACAUUGACACAUUUUGUUAAGUGUUUAAUGUAUUCUAUUGGUAUAUAAUAUAUUGUAAUUAUAUUACAUUCUGGAAAAAUAUUCAGAUACCAGAUUUAUGUUGAAUCAGCAUCAGCUUUCGCUGUCAGAUUGUGACACGACAUAUAAGCUAAGUUAUACCAAGCACACAUCAAAGAACAUAAAUGUAGUAAGCAACACAAAGUUAGGAUAGCAACGGACUAGUGCAACAUUGAAAAAUGAUAAUGGCAGUGGGAAAUAUAUAUUUACUCUUUUCUGUAGCAUUAAGUGUUCUCUAUACAAAGAUAAAGCAUUAUCAUUAAAAUAUGAAGGUAACUAGAUUUUUCUUUAAAAAAAAUGUGUACUGUAUAUAUGACUAGUUUAUGAUUUCAUGUCAUCAAAAUUUGCUACAUUUAUUUCUCCUAAGUCAUUGUCAUCUGAUGUCGCAGACGGAAGAAAUUCAGCAUCUGGCAGGCCACAUAGGAUCUCUUCAGUCGUCAUCGCUGGACACCGCAUCACUUGGGUCAUCAUAUGACUCGACCCACUUUCUCUUGAUUUUGGGAAACUGGGUGGCGACUGACUUGCAACGCUUUUUUCAUCGUGUUGAGGGUUUCCGCCGCUUCAUUUUUUAUGUUUGGCUUCCUGGUGGAGAAAAAAAAAAUCACAGCAGCAUGAAAAAAUUGGAUGAAUCCUAAUUUUAAUUUAAUAAUAAUUUCUUGGUGAUCAAAUAAUAAUGCCCCAGUCAAAGCAGCAUCUAUUUGAUGCUAUUGUUCCCUCUUCAAAUAGGCAGACCUUGAUGUUGAUGCUGUAGUACAAUAGUUAUUGUUUUAUUGAGAUGUAUUUGAUACAUUAGGGCCUGGCAGGUGGAUUGUUUUAUAUAUAGGCUUUAUAUUUACCCUGUGACAGGCCAAAAAACAACGAGCCAAGGACCUAUUUAGUGCUGGGGACAUUUGAAUUUACAUACCUAUUGAUAUAGUAAUAAAAUCACGAGUAGACCUGUCAGCAAACCUAUCUACUUAUGACAGGGUAACAGCAACAACAACAAAAAUGUCACGCUUCAACAAACAGGCAGUAGGAGUCCCCCUCGUUUAUCAACAGAAGUGCAUCAAAUUUUAGAAUCAGAGGGUCUACUUACGUCUUUGUAAAACCAAGGUUGCAUUGUUCUAGGUUUUCAAAGCUGUCGUCGCUGAAAUGAUGAAAACAAUGAGCUGAUUGGGGACCUGUAUGCAUGCUCACAAAAACGGUCCAAACCUUUGCAGGAGAAGUUUUUUUGAAACCACUCCUAGAGUCUCGAGUCUUUCCUGUGAGCAAUUCAUCGCUACACAACGAGCUGGCAUGACGAAUCCCGCGAGAAAAACCCAGAAAACUUUUGCAAUAUAUGGCGAGGAUAGUGUGGUGCUAUAUUUCCGUGUUCAGUGUGGUGGCGAGGCGCCCUGGAAGUUACGCCAUCAGGUAGCGGUCGGCAGGGCGGCGCGUCCCUCGUUACUAUGGUGUUGCUAUGGCCAUAACUCAAAAACUAUGCGGUCAAUUAUUAUUAUUUUUUUUAAUGUGACUUUUUGAGACAGCGAAUCAUGCAUUUAAUACAAUUCAACUGAGUAAAACACUCAAGAGCGAAAUCUGAAAAGCUCUUCAGUUGCCCUUUAAAAGACAGCAAGAUAGUUAUCUGCCUGCCCGCUGCUCUCUGCCCUGCACUGCGCUCCACUUCCGGUUUCGUCGCCUAGUUAUCUCGCUCGCUUUUUUAUUUAAAUUCUUUGAAAUUGAAAGCGGUUAUAUAUGGUAAAUGGUGUUAUACUUCUAUAGCGCUUUUCCACCUUUAUGUUUGUGGUUUCUUUAUAAAAAGAAAUGAGAUAACUUGACUAUCUAACAAUAACUCAAGUGGUAAUAUGCUUCCCUAAAACGCAAUACAAACGGACAGUUAAGACACUGAUUAGCAUAUUCGCUAACUAGCUUCACGAUCCGUGCUUAGUAAUAACGUUUCAUCACCAAAAAAUACAAUUGGCUUCAUUUACUAGUCUCUGAAGGAGGCACACUGGAUCAAACAACACACAAUUCAAUCUAACUCUCGAUACGUCGUAAUAUUAUUAAUUCAGCAGCCCAACCUUCAUCUAAUCACUGGCGCACAUGCGCACCCCAUCAAUUCACACAAACAAGGACCCAAACGGGACUGUUCAUAGCUGCCGGAAAAAAUCAAUUAUCAAAUUAGUUGGCAACUAAUUUAUUAAUUAAGAAGCUAGUUUUGACUGUAAGAUGUCCGAAAAUUGGAAAAAGUUGAAGUGUUGUUUUCCAAAGUAAAAGCAGAUUUUUGUUCAUGUCCUACUUUACCUUGACAAAAACAUAAUGAAGAAAUAUGAUUUAUAGAACUGAAAAAUGUAUUUAUUUUAUGAUUAUAAGAAUUUAGACGAGUUUAAGGUGAACAAGGUCCUAAACGAUUAAUUGGUUAUCAAAAUAGUUGUCGAUUAAAUCGCUAAUCGAUUAGUUGUCGAUUAAUCGAUAAAUUGUUCCACCUCUAAAUAGAAAAAAUUGUAAAAUACGACUAUUGUAUUAGACUGAUGGGUUGAUUUUUUUUUUAGUUUACAUUUUUGUUUUUUUUUUAAUGGCCCUUGGAAGAAAACACGUUGGACACUCCUGCCUUGAACUAACGCCUUAAAAUUUUCUUGACUAUCACUUCAGCUUUUUCAUACUAUAUUGCUUAUUUGUACAGGGCCCAGCAGAUCGAACAGAUAGUGGAAUCAUUCAGUCCGGCCAAGAAGCUCCUGACAAAGAUUGUCCAAAAAAUUAAUUGUGACUUUGUUGAGAUCUUUACAGUAUGCUCUUUUUUUCAAGUGACAUGUUCUUCUGUUUUUUUCUGCUCGCAAUUCAGUCUGUUAUUGUGUAGUCUUUGCAGUCACCUGUAGGUGGCAACCGUGUUCUAUUUGGUUGAAAUGACUUUUCAUUUUAGGAAAAAAGUGAAAAUUGAUGUAAUAAAAUGUAAUAAAAUUGAUGUAAAUACAAUACAGUAUGUCCUAUUUUAUGUCCUGGGGUGGGGCUAUUUUUCAGCUGCAGCCUCCUGACUGUCCGGACCACAAGCUGGAUGGACGUCCUCGUGGCUACCCCCGUCUCAUCUGGCUAGAUGGACCCCUUCUUGUUCCUUUACUCCACUGCAUCUUUAUGGACUGUAACUUCGCCUGCUAAUUCCCAUUAGCGGUCCUGGGGUUCCUGUCUAUCCGCCCUGGGAGUGGAUAUCUCGUGACUGUGGUACUCCCCAAGGUUUCUCAUUUUUCUCCCGAAGACUGGAGUUUUUGGAGUUUUUCCUUGCCGACAUGGAGGGUCUCAGGAUGGGGGAUACCCAGGACUUGAAUUUAUUUAUUCAUCCUUGUUGCUUCAUUUGCUGUUUCUGAUUGUGUAUCAUAUUGCCUUUGCAAAGCCCUUUGAGACAACUUUGUUGUGAUCAAGGGCUAUACAAAUAAAACUGAAUUGAAUAUGUCAGAAAACACAGACAUGACUGAAAAAUCCGUUUCUGGUCUUGCACUCCUCUUUAAAAGAAACUGAUAUAUUUGAAGCAAAAGUGUUUGAUAGAACAACAUGUCUAUAUGUUGCCAUAG